GUGGAGCGUCUUUCGCUGCUAAGCAACUAGCCAACCAUAUCAUAUGAAACUGCUCUGAGGGUGAAGAGACGCAGUGUCAGCUUAUCUGAUUGGUCCGUAAAACACCACUGACAAAUCAGCACCGAGAUUGUUAGUCUUGGAAGUGUAUGUUUGGUAUUUCGGUUUGAAAAGAUGUCGCUCAAUCGGGGCAUCGGCAGUGUUCAGUACCUGAAAAAAAGGAUACCGAAAAACGAAAAGUAUCAACAUGUCAAAACAAGGCUGGACACAGGAUGCAGCCUCACAAAGUAUAUGGAAAGACUGGAGGAGAUUAAAAAAAGUGAAUUAUAGGUAUCGAAAAGAUGAAAUCUUCAAGCGGUUAAAAGUGACAACGUUUGCACAAUUGAUACUUCAGGUAGCCUCCGUAUCAGACCUAAAUGAAAGUGAAAUUGACGGAGAAUCACACGGCCCGGAAGACAGCCUGUCGAUGGUGUCUGAUGCAGACCUAGAGUGUCUGUCUGAACACACCAAUGGCUCCCCAAGGCUUCUUUCAGAUCGUCCUGAUACAGGAGACGCCAGGGAAAUCUGCCACUCUGCCAGGUCCACACUGUUAAGUGUUAUUAGUGGUGUGGGAGAGCUGAACGUCAACAGGAACCAUCAGAAGAUGGAGAAUGAGUCGGUGUCCAGCCCCGAGGUAGCUGACAGGCCGUACCCCGACUGCCCCUACCUGCUGCUGGACGUACGGGACCGUGACCUAUACGACCGCUGCCACAUCAUCAGCUCACACAGUUUCCCCAUCGCCAUGCUAUCUCGAACAAUGAACCCCUACACCAAAGACGUGCUGGGAUAUAAAAAUACAGCGGGGAAGAUCAUCAUUGUGUAUGAUGAGGACGAGAGAAUAGCCAGCCAGGCAGCCACAGUCAUGUGUGAACGAGGAUUUGAGAAUCUGUUUCUGCUGUCUGGAGGUCUCAAGGUAAUCGCCCAGAAGUUUCCAGAAGGGCUGACGACGGGCUGCAUCCCAACCUCGUGCCUGUCUUCUCCCACACCUAAGGGGAAGAAGAUCUCCGGGCCGCAGGAGCAGCCGUCACAAGUGGCAGAGAAGAGGUGGCGGUUCACAUCAGACGAGCUGGCCAAGAUCCAGGAGCAGCUGGAGGAGAUACUCAUCCCCAGUAACUCCAACAGCCGCAUGUCCAGCCGCGUGUCGUCCAGCAGCUCCCAGUCUCAAGCGUCCAGCGCUCGGAGUCGAGACGGUUCCUCUACAGCUGGGAGGGACAGCGCCAGGGCUCAGAGCAGUAGACCCUGGAAAUAACACCACCCCUCCUUCAACCACACAGACAUUCCCAAACAAACAUACCUCCAACACAAAGUAAUUUAUUUCACAAUGCAUUACCCCUCACCACAACAGUAAGAAACACAAUUUGUUUGUCCCAGUGUGCAAAAUAAUCCUCUUAAGAUACAGUCACAGGUGGACAGGAAACACAUCACCUAGUAUAUUACAGCAAAUUGGAUACAUAUACAUGUAUGUUUUAAUACAUUCAUUACAUGUUUGUGACACCCCUCCUCUAA
Messenger RNA from Etheostoma cragini (Arkansas darter), 1542 nucleotides. RefSeq names its product centrosomal protein 41 (gene cep41). The transcript is spliced from 11 exons. Gene Ontology annotation, biological process: cilium assembly; protein polyglutamylation. Gene Ontology annotation, cellular component: ciliary basal body. NCBI's taxonomy places the organism in Eukaryota, Metazoa, Chordata, Actinopteri, Perciformes, Percidae. The record is from RefSeq and is a predicted model, not a curated record. Bases 245 to 1285 code for a protein of 346 amino acids.